AUGCAUAUUCCCGACGUUCAGAAGCUUGCUACUGCAAGCCUGGCCCUUGCUAGCGCCACACUAAGCGGUGACACCAUCAUCAAGGGUAGCGUGCUCGACUUUGCCGUGGAGAAAUGCAUCGACAAAGACGGAAACGCCCGGUGCUCCAAGCCCUUUCCCGUAAAGGCCGAUGGCUGCUACAAGCUUGAGUGGUCGACCGAUGGCGCUCUGUCGCACACCACGGUCGAGGUUCGAGAUGUGGGCAGCGGCGAGAUUGUGUACUACCGCGACACCAAUGGCGAGUGGAAGCCCAAGAAGAACGAGCUGGUGUAUCUCGACUUUAAGCCCAAGAUUAUGGGGCAGGGAAACAAGACUGUCGACUACGAAGUAAAGAGCUGCGACAAGGAUGAUGAGCUAUAA
This is a messenger RNA of Trichoderma asperellum CBS 433.97, 399 nucleotides long. RefSeq lists its product as uncharacterized. NCBI's taxonomy places the organism in Eukaryota, Fungi, Ascomycota, Sordariomycetes, Hypocreales, Hypocreaceae. The record is from RefSeq and is a predicted model, not a curated record.